AUGGCACGGCUGUGGCUGUCCUGCCUACUGCUUCCAGCCCUUGUCCUGUCUGUGGCAGCCAAUGUGGCCCCUAAGUUCCUGUCCAACAUGACGAAAGUAACCCUGCCCGAGGACCUACCCGUGGGUGCCGAGGCCUUCUGGUUGGCAGCCGAGGACCCGGACAAGGACCCUCUGACCUAUGGGAUCAGAGGCCCCAACGCCUACUUCUUCGCUGUCACCGCAGCCACUGGGAAAGUGGAUCUGAGCAGCCCGCUGGACUAUGAGACGCUCUCCUGGAUCCCAAUUACCAUCUCCGUGAGCGACGGUUACAACAACCCAGUGAGUGUGCAGAAGGAAUUUCAGGUGAUCCUAGAGGACAGAAAUGACAACGCUCCUGUUUUCCAGAACACCAAUUUCUUCGCCGACAUCAACGAGACCUUACCAGUCGGCUCCUUGGUAUUCUCAGUGCACGCCACGGACAAAGACACGGGGUCUGCAGGCCUCGUGCGAUACUUCAUAGAGGAGGUCAUCCCGAGCACCGGGGACAGCAAGUACCUCUUCAAGAUCCUGUCCAACGGCUCCAUCAUCCUCAAUGGCAGCCUCAGCUACAACAACAAGAGUGCUUCCUACCAGCUGAAACUGAAAGCCUGUGACUCGGGCGGCAUCUACAACAACGUUUUCGUCACCCAGUGCUCCGCCCCUGUCUUCCUGUCUUUCUCUGUGGUCGACGAGCCGGACCUGGACCCCCAGUUUGUCAGGGAGUCCUACUCGGCCUCUGUGGCUGAGGACGCACCCCAGGGAACCUCGGUGCUGAAGGUGGAGGCUGUGGAUAGGGACAGAGGCGUCAAUGACGCGGUGACCUACACUAUCUCCAACUCCACGAGGCCCGGCUGGUUUGACAUCGGGCCAGACGGGGUGAUCAGUGUCAGCGGCGCCCUAGACCGGGAGCAGCUGCUGGAGGAGGGCGAGGAGGUGCAGGUGCAGGUCACGGCCACCGAGGUGCACCCCAACAUCUACGGGCAGGAAGCCAAGGUGAGCACAUGGGUCACGCUGAGGGUGACAGACGUCAAUGACCACAAACCUGAGUUUUUCAACUGCAGUCUCCCGGCCUGCACCUUCACCCCCCAAGAAGCCCAAGUCGACUUUGCCGGCUCUGUGGACGAGCACUCCUCCGCCCGCAUCCCCAUCGACGGCCUCACCAUGGUGGUCCACGACCCAGACAAGGGCAACAACGGCACCUUCCUGCUGUUCCUGAGGGGCCCCGACGCCGCAGCCUUCAGCGUCUCCCCCGAGAAGGCCUCGGGCUCUGUGGACGUGCAGGUGCUGGUGAGCACCCCGGCGCUGGUGGACUACGAGGAGAAGACGGUGAUGCUGGUGCAGGUUGAGGCCAUUGACUCCGUCAGUAGGAACUCCUCCGUCGCCUCGGUGACUAUCCACCUUAGAGACAUCAAUGACCACAGGCCCACAUUCCCUCACAGCCAGUACAACCUCACUGUCUUAGAGCACAGUGACAAAGGCACGGUGGUCACCAACAGCAUCCAGGCCUUUGACCCUGACACGGGCGAGAGGGGCCGCAUCACCUACAGCCUGCUUCCCGGGCCUGGGACAGAUAUUUUUGCGGUGGAUCCAGACUCAGGGACAGUGACGGUGAAAAACAAAGAGCUGCUGGACAGGGAGACGCAGGCCGUGUACUACCUCACGCUGCAGGCCACUGAUGGCGGGAACCUGUCGUCCUCCACCACGCUGAAGAUCGACCUGCUGGACAUCAAUGACAAGAGGCCAGUGGUCAUCGGCUCCUACAACAUCUUUGUCCAGGAGGAGGAGGGCAAUGUCUCCGUGACCAUCCAGGCUCAAGAUGAUGACCAGCCGGGCACCAACAACAGCCGCCUGUACUUCAGCCUGCUGCCCAGCCCCUACAGCCACAACUUCUCAGUGGACCCUGACACGGGGCUCCUCAGAAACCUGGGGCCCCUGGACCGAGAGGCCAUCGACCCCGCCCUGGGCGGCCGAAUUGUGCUGACGGUGCGUGUGGCUGACUGCGGUGUGCCUGUCCUCAGCACUGAGGUCAACGUCACCAUCACGGUGGAGGACAUCAAUGACAAUCUGCCUGUCUUCAACCCGUCCAACUAUAUCUUCUCGGUGAAGGAGAGGGACUCAGGCGUGCUGGUGGGCGUGGUGAGGGCCUUGGACGCAGACCAGACGGAGGCCAACAACCGCAUCAGCUUCAGCCUGUCCGGGAGCGGCGCCAACAACUUCCUGCUCCAAGGCUUGGUGCUGGGGUCUGGGUGGGCUGAGGGCCGCCUCAAGCUGCCCUCUGACAUCAGCCUGGACUACGAGACCCAGGCCUCCUUCAACCUGACAGUGAUUGCCGAGAACCCGGACCCCCAGGGGGCCAGCGCCACAGCAGAAGUCUUUGUGCGUGUGGAGGACGUGAAUGAUGAGCCGCCCACCCUGAGCCCAGCCUCGCUCCGGGGCAUCCGUGUGGCUGAGAAUGGCUCGCAGCAUGGCCUGGUGGCCACGGUGGUGGCCCAUGAUGUGGACACCAGUGCCCAGCUGGAGGUGCAGCUGGUGAAUGUCAUCUGCACCAAGGCCGGCGUCGACGCGGGUGGCCUGUGCCACGGCUGGUUCUCUGUGCUGGCCAACGGCUCUGUGCUUGUCAAUCAGAGCGAGGCCAUCGACUACGAGACCUGUGACCUGGUCACGCUGGUUGUGCGGGCCUGUGACCUCGCGACGGACCCCCGCUUCCAGGCCUACAGUGACAAUGGAAGCCUCCCCAUCACCAUCGAGGACAUAAAUGACAACGCGCCGUACUUUCUGCCCGAGAAUAAGACUUUCGUGAUCAUCCCAGAACUGGUGCUGCCCAACCAGCAGGUGGCCUCUGUGCAGGCCAGAGACGAGGACUCAGGGAGGAACGGGGCCAUCCUGUUCUCCAUCCUCAAAGUGGAUUUCGUCACGAAGGAUGGGGCCACGACCCCUUUCCGGGGCUUCUUCCGGGUCUCCACCUCUUCAGAGGCUGAUGUGUUCAUUGGCAACAUUGAGCUGGUGACCAGCCUUGAUUCCACUCUCCAAGGCACCUACCAAGUGACUGUCCGGGCCCAGGACAGACCGUCAGUGGGUCCUGCCCUGGAAGCCAACACCACCCUGAACCUCUUCACGGUGGAUCAGAGCUACCGCGUGAGGCUGCAGUUCUCCACGAGCAAGGAGGAAGUGGGCGCCAACACCAACGAGAUUAAGGCGGCUCUCGGCCAGGCGACCAGGACAACCGUCUACAUUGUGGACAUCAAGGACAUAGAAUCCACGGCGCGGGCCCGGGGCCGCUCCUACCUCGAUGCCUACUUCGUCUUCCCGAACGGGACAGCCCUGACGCUUGAGCAGCUGAAUGUGGUGGUCCGGGAGGACCAGGACUCGCUGACACAGCUGCUGCAGCUGGGGCUGGUGGUGCUGGGCUCGCAGGAGGAACAGAAAUCGGACGAGCCAAAGCUGCUCCGCAGUGUCAUCAUAGGACUGGGAGUGGCUUUGGUGCUGGUCAUCGUGAUCAUGACCACGGCCUUCGUGUGUGCCCGAAAGAGCUACCGCCGGAAGCUUCGGGCUAUAAAGGCUGCCAAGGAGGCCCGGAAAACAGCAGCAGGGGUCAUGCCCCUGGCCCCCGCCAUCCCCGGGACUAACAUGUACACCGCCGAGCGGGCCAACCCCGUGCUGAACCUCUCCACCAAGGACCUGGGCUUUGAGUCCCAAUCUUCCUCCAGUGACACGGACCAUCUCAGCCUCAACUCCCUGGACGAAAACUCUGUGGAUCUGGAAAAGAGCAAACAGGAAAUCAAGGAGCGGCAGCACAGUCCGGUGGAGCCAGAGGCAGAGGCCCUGAGCGUGGUGCUGUCUGGAAGGCCGCAGGGCACGGGUGGGCAGCAGAAGGAGCUGUCCUUCACCAACGCUGGCCUGGACACCACAGACCUGUGA
Messenger RNA from Pteronotus mesoamericanus, 3936 nucleotides. RefSeq names its product cadherin related family member 2 (gene CDHR2). The transcript has 31 exons. The record is from RefSeq and is a predicted model, not a curated record. Bases 1 to 3936 code for a protein of 1311 amino acids. Gene Ontology annotation, biological process: homophilic cell-cell adhesion. Gene Ontology annotation, cellular component: catenin complex; plasma membrane. Lineage: Eukaryota; Metazoa; Chordata; Mammalia; Chiroptera; Mormoopidae. Gene Ontology annotation, molecular function: calcium ion binding; cadherin binding.